Mycena citricolor is the source of this 2113-nucleotide messenger RNA. NCBI's taxonomy places the organism in Eukaryota, Fungi, Basidiomycota, Agaricomycetes, Agaricales, Mycenaceae. The record is from the annotation of a GenBank genome assembly.
UCAUCAUCUACCCCUGCACGGUGCUCCGAAUCGUCUCUGCGCGCGUAAGGUCGACGAUAAUCCUAGUGUGCGGCACAUAAGAAGUUGUAUCAGCCUCCCGAUGUCACAGACAUCCUCUUUCUCGCAAAGGAAGUCGCAGGAACCGGACAUCGAGUCGGAGCUAUGGGACGUACCCAACAUCCUCCUCUACCUCUUCCCCGACUCCUGCCUUCCCCUUCCUGCCUCGGAAAUUCUCCGUGGACUCAGUUCCGGCCCAGAACCCGAAUUCAGCGGUCAACAAUGGGUCGCUUGUUCGAUCCUGGCCAAACCCAAGGACACGGCUCUCGCGCAGUUCCUCAACCAUCUGGGGGACGCGAUUCUGGGGACGUUCGAGAACAAUGGAAUCAGUACCCCGAGUUUGCGGAUGGGAUGGGUAGCUCGAACGGCCAGCAACUCUCAAGCGGCCGAGGGACUCGAAGAGGAUGAAGGGCUUGCGCCCAUCGGCCAGUGGGUUGACCUCGUGUCCACUGAUCCAGACCGACACAACCACGAAGAGAAAGACGUAAUAGUCUGUGGAGUGCUUCCCGGAGUCAAUGCUGCGCGGGGAGGCCUCGACGAAGCGAUAGAUGGGGCAUCCCAUAUAUUCGCAACCCAAGACGGCCGGCAAUUUGUCAUCUCCCUGAUCUUCGACGCGUGCUCCAUCCGAGUCUGCGUGUUGGACCGUGUGGGGGUGGUGGUAUCCAAGGCCUUUGACAUAAACACGCAUCCCGAAUCAUUCGUGCGCGUACUAGCUGCGCUCAUGUUCACCAACGACCGUGGCGUGCUCGGCUUCGAUACGUCCAUUACAUCUGAAGCCGACGGGAGACGCUUCAUCAGCGCUGAUGGGGCACGCUACGAGCUAGUAAAGCCAUUGUUUCUCGACCAGACGGUUUGCGGGCGGGGCACUGUCUGCUGGCAUGCCAAGCGUGAAUCCGACGGGAGGGAUUUCGUGAUCAAGGAUACCUGGCCCUUGAACUCCCUCACCCGCGCCGAAACAAAUCUCUUGCGGAAAGCGAGCGGUAUCCCAGGGAUCGUGCAAGUCGUUGCUGAGUGCGACGUUGCAGUGAAGGGGAUCGCUCACUCAACUGCCCGCCUCCGCGAUCACAUCUUGGAACAUCUCAAAGGCGAUUCGGGGAAGCGAUUCACGGUCUUGAUCGACAAGAUGGAGACGAGGAUACAUCAUCGCGUGGUGAUGACUCCGUUAGGUGUCAAGCUCGAGGAAUUCUCCAGUCUCAGAGAGCUCAUCUCGGUCUUCAUCGACACCGUUCAAGCACACUCGGACCUGGUGGAGCGUCAAAUUCUUCAUUGCGAUGCCAGCAUUGGCAACAUCGUCAUCGUCAGGUCUCCAUCAGGAAACCCAGCGGCGCUCGGUUGCGGGUUUCUCAUCGACAUGGACAAUGCGAGGAUGAUGGAUGAAGGCGUUAAACGACCAGUCAAGCAUCGCACGGGCACCCAGGAAUUCAUGUCACGUUCAGUGUUGAUGUGGGGCGAUGAAGACUGCUUCGUCCACGAGCCCAGACACGAUCUUGAAUCUUUCUUCCUCGUGUUCCUCUGGAUUUGCUGGCAUUACGCGGGUCCCUGCGGCAUCUUCCGCCAGAACUUCGACCUCUCGGAAAUCCCUGCGCUCGGGAAUUGGGCAGACGGCGAGUGGGAGGACAUCGCCCGAUGCCGAAACGCCGUGAUCACAAAGAAGGGGCUGUGGCGGACGAGAGCACUGGAUAACUUUGCGCCGUACUUUGCGCCGCUGAAGCCCCUCGCCACAGAGUGGAAAGAGCUCGUCAGAACGUCGCGAGAGCCGGGACAACAAGUGGAGUGCCUGCUCACGCAUGCAGCUGUCAUUGCCGUGCUCCGCAAGGCCCUGGACUCUCUCCCUGAAACUGAAACUUGGUCGAUGGAUGAUGAUCCAGCGGGAUAUGGUCUGGAGGAUCCUACCCAGGAAACGGGGGCUGUCUCCGCCGAAUCGAUGUCUCUGAAAAGAGUGCGGAAAGCGGAUGAGUGGGACACCGAAUUUCCGUUUUCGCCGUGCAAGCGCGCGCGGAAAUGUCAUGCCAGUCUUCCUACAAUUCGUAGGACCCGUUGCCCUGCGACAAAAUAA